Mesorhabditis belari is the source of this 1260-nucleotide messenger RNA. Lineage: Eukaryota; Metazoa; Nematoda; Chromadorea; Rhabditida; Rhabditidae. The record is from the annotation of a GenBank genome assembly.
AUGAAUGACUAUGAUAAGACGGUGGUUCCCUCGAAUGAGAGUGUCGUUGUGAGUGUCGAGUUGACGGUGCAGGAUAUCUCGUCGAUCUCCGAAAUCACUUCCUCAUUCAUUGCCGACGUCUGGUUUUCACAAGUGUGGACCGAUGCGAGACUGGAGUACAAAAAUUUCUCGUGCAAAUCCAAUCUCUCGUUGGACUCAUCGGUGAGCGAAAAACUCUGGACACCGAAUGUCUGCUUUGUGAACAGUAAAAAGACCGAAGUGCACAAAAGUCCAGCAUCAAAUGUUCUUUUGAUCAUUUACCCGAAUGGCACUGUUUGGCUGAAUUAUCGAGUCCGGGUCGAGGGCCCUUGCCGUUUUCAUUUGGCGAAUUUUCCUAUUGAUAAUCAGGAAUGCACGCUAAUCUUCGAAUCGUAUUCGUACAAUGUGGCCGAAGUGCGAUUGAAAUGGCAAGAGUGGAGUCCAGUGACAAUGCCACCGCCUGAUGAUUUCCGAUUACCCGAUUUCCAAUUCUAUAAUGUCACCUGGGGCAUGACGUCGAAUGAGUACACGGCUGGGAUGUGGGAUCAAUUGGAAGUCACGUUUCGCUUUAAACGACUUUAUGGGUAUUAUGUGCUUCAAAUGUAUCUCCCAACAUAUCUCUCCGUGUUCAUCUCGUGGAUCGCUUUCUGGGUCGACACAAGGGCCCUCCCCGCUCGAAUCACUCUCGGUGUGAGCUCAUUGAUGGCAUUGACAUUCCAGUUUGGUAACAUUGUGAAGAAUCUCCCGCGUGUCUCCUUUGUGAAAGCGAUCGAUUUGUGGUUUUUCGUGUGCGUGGCGUUUAUUUUCUUUUCGCUGGUCGAGUUAGCUGUGGUUGGAUUCGUCGACAAAAUCACUGAAAUUCGAAUACGUGCUCAACGAAUGCAGCGUUACAAAGCGGCUCGUGGGAUUUCCGCUUGUAAAAAACUACGCACGGAUGACGUGCGCAUCCCGAUCGCUCCAGUGCAUCGAAGGACCUCAACCACGUGUCCACUCGCCAAGCAGGAUUCCUCGAUUCGUUUCAGUCAUCUCAACAAUAAUGAUGAGGAAUGGAAAUGCACAAUAAAUGGCGACUCGGAGCGCAGCGGCUCCCUCGGCACACUCGGCUACCCGAUGAUCGGCAGAAAUCAGACAGCUUCCGAUGUGGGCGCCAGGGUGGAUGCGAUUGCGGCGAAGACUUUCCCAGCUUUGUUCGCAUUUUUCAAUGUUCUCUACUGGUGGUACUACUUGAGUCGGGAGCGAUCG